Aspergillus chevalieri is the source of this 1242-nucleotide messenger RNA. RefSeq names its product thiolase family protein. Lineage: Eukaryota; Fungi; Ascomycota; Eurotiomycetes; Eurotiales; Aspergillaceae. The coding region runs from base 1 to 1242 and encodes 413 amino acids. Gene Ontology annotation, biological process: fatty acid beta-oxidation; phenylacetate catabolic process. The transcript has a single exon. The record is from RefSeq and is a predicted model, not a curated record. Gene Ontology annotation, molecular function: acetyl-CoA C-acyltransferase activity. Gene Ontology annotation, cellular component: peroxisome.
AUGGCUUCUCCUAUUCCCCGGGGCCUCCGCCAGGUCCUCCAGAAAAGCCCCAACGAUAUCGUUAUCCUCUCCUCCCUCCGUACCCCAGUGACUCGCGCGAAGAAGGGUGGCUUCAAAGACGCCUACCCGGAAGAACUACUUGCCAAUGUGCUCCGCGCAACUCUGGAGGCAAACCCAAAGCUCGACCCGGCUCUGAUUGAGGAUGUUGCGAUUGGUUCCGUCCUGCAGGAGCUCGGUGGUGCGAAAGCCGGCCGUAUGGCGCAAAUCCAUGCUGGAUUCCCCAGUACUGUUCCGUUCCACACGAUCAACAGACAAUGCUCGUCGGGACUGGCGGCUAUCACAACCGUCGCAAAUGGUAUCCGCGCCGGUGCGAUCAACGUUGGUAUUGGUGGAGGAAUGGAGUCGAUGACCCGGAACUAUGGAUCUCGGGCUAUCCCCACAGUGCUGUGGCCUGAAUUGAAGCAAUCACACUCCAAGGACUCCCGCGACUGUAUUAUGCCCAUGGGUGUCACUUCGGAGAACGUCGCUACGCGAUACGGCGUCACCCGUGCGGACCAGGACGCUUUCGCGGCCGAGUCGCACAAGAAGGCCACCGCUGCGCAGAACGCUGGUCUCUUCGACUCUGAGAUUGUUCCCGUGAAGACCCUCUCGUUCGAUCUGGAGAACCCAGAGGCACCUCCCAAGGAGAUCGAAGUCACCAACGAUGACGGUAUCCGUCACAACAUCUCCGUCGAGAAGAUGGCCAGCCUUAAGCCUGCGUUCUCGGCAACCGGUACCAGCACCGCCGGUAACAGCUCACAGGUCAGCGACGGUGCCGCCGCGACUUUGCUGAUGCGCCGGUCCACCGCUACUGAGCUCGGUCUUUCCUCGUCGAUCAAGGCCCGCUGGGUGGGUAGCUCCGUUGCCGGCUGCGCCCCCGACGAGAUGGGUGUUGGUCCCGCAGUCGCAAUCCCGAAGCUUCUCGAGACGCUCGGCGUGGGCGUGUCUGAUGUCGGCAUCUGGGAGAUCAACGAGGCGUUUGCUUCGCAGGCGCUGUACUGCACGCGCAAGCUCGGAAUCGACGAGGCCAAGGUCAACCCUAAGGGUGGUGCUAUUGCUAUCGGUCACCCGCUUGGUGCUACUGGUGCUAGACAGCUUGCGACUCUGUUGCCGGAGAUGGAGCGUUCUGGACAGGAGGUUGGUGUUGUAAGUAUGUGUAUUGGUACUGGUAUGGGUAUGGCGGGUAUGUUUGUUCGUGAGUAG